This is a messenger RNA of Heterotrigona itama, 4456 nucleotides long. The record is from the annotation of a GenBank genome assembly. NCBI's taxonomy places the organism in Eukaryota, Metazoa, Arthropoda, Insecta, Hymenoptera, Apidae.
GUCACAUGUGUAUUAGGACCAGUCAGUUCCAAUUCCACAUUUAUUAUAAUCAAGUAAUUUAAAUAUCCCUAUGAUAGAUUCGUAGAUACGCUCGUCGUAUGAUUCUAUUUUUUUUUUUUAAACAUAAUGUUACAAUCGCAUUUGUAAUGAAACAACGAAUAGCCUUACCGACCAAUUCUUCCUCAGCUUUUCGGCAGUAUAUAAAUCAAAUUUUACAGCAGGCUCGCUGUAUCGUUGACGUGUUAAAAAACACAAAGGUACUCUCAAGCGACCUAUCAUCCUUUCAUUUCUGGUCGAAAAAUGAGAGAAGUUCGUUGGUAAUUCAUUGCAUUUAUAUAACUGAUUGUUACAAAUUUCAACGAGCUUCGACCAUCACACAAAGCACCCUCCGAGGUAUAUAAACACCCGAUCGAAACACUUCUCUUAGUUCUUUCGGGACAACUAUUUCAACCAGCCGCAGUUCUUCUUGUAAGUAAAUUUCUCGACAUAAUUUCUCGACAUAAUCAAAUCAUUCAAGCACUCGUAUUUUCGCAAUCAAUUAAUCGACGUAUCACUCGAUCAGAAAGGCUACGUCGAGGUCCAACCUUCAUACACUAAUCAAAUUGAAUUGUUCGUAAGGAAAACGGAAAUUGAACAAACAUAGAAUCCGUGAAUCUGCGUCGUAACAAUAUAUUUUUUUUUUUUUUCUUACCGAAACUAUUGAAUUAACGUUUCUGGCGACUGUGUAUGACUCCAUGAAGUGAGAAAACUUGUAUAACAAAAUUGUUCAAUCUCAUAUCGCGUUAUUUUUCCUUGAUAAUGUGAAUUAAUCUUAAGUUUACGAUGAGAAAGCAGCUUGAGCGGUUACCAUUGAGAACCACUGACGCGAAGAAUUCACGCGUUUGUACAUGUCAAUCGUGAUUAAGAGCAAGAAAAGGGGAAUAUUUUUCGAAGGCAAAGCAAAUUAAUGAGGGGAACAAAGCGAUUAGAAAAAAAAAUGAAAAGGCGGACCCCGUCUUUGUUUAGUUAUUUUUACCGCUAUUUUUCCCCCAGGGUGAAAUGAGCACAGGAUCGUCGGAAGAAAGAGAAUAAAAAGAAAGGAUUCUUUAUCUUCGCCGCGUUCAUAGCACAGUGUAUCUGGCUUCACGUGUCGUUAUUCCGUGCUGAUGAAUAUUUACUUGCGACGAUUGCCAAUAGACAGAACUGUCACGCUGGUCAUUUACCUGCAGCCGGAUGUGUGAAAAUUCUUGGCAGCUGUUUUACCGAAAACAGAUCGAAACUCGUGCCGAGAAUUUCGCAAAAUUAAUGUCGUGGGUCUAGCCGAGAGAAGGGAGAGGCCCGUGUUUGGGGAGAAGGUGAAAGUGAGAACCGUCCACGAACAUAACCUAAGAAUAGGUUGCAUGCGCGGCUGUCGCAGAUUUCUCGGAAUUUACAACAAUGCAGCAUUGCUUUUAAACAUUUCUUUGACAUGAUCUUCUCAGCGAGUUGUCUUCUUGAUGAAUGACUUAUCAGAAACGGAGGUAAGAACGAGAAAAUAUGGAGACUUGCAACGAAGGAGGCGACCGGACCUUAACUGACACUGCGAUAUCGCAAAGAAGUUGGUCGGAAUUGAGAGGUGUUGUCAGUGAUUUACGUAGAAAAUUGUCCGGUGUGUCUGUAGGCUCUGUGCCUGGAUCUAUAACGUUUCGUUCGUUACCAGAUGGACGGACCAGAAUAUAUUUUCUUAGUAGUCCGAGCAAUGGAUGGGAAACUACGUUACUAUUUGUGGAUAUUGCACAUUCGGAUCAUGCGAAUGGCUAUCGCCUUCAUUGGCAACCCAUCAUAGAAGCAAAUUUUCAAACUGUUUCAAGUACCAAAAGGCUAUCAAGGGAAGAACAGUUAUUAUGGGAAAGGAAACGAUUAGCUACGUGGGGUAUCACUAGCUAUGAGAUUCACUUAGAUAGUGGAAAAUUAGUUUUUCCAGCUGCAAGCAGCCUUUAUCAAUGCAUAGACACAGGAUUCAUGGCUGGGCCUCUUUUUCCAUCUGAAAUUCGUAUGUCAACACCAGGUGCAAAAUUAUGUCCACAAAUUUGUCCAUGGAAUAAUGCGUUAAUUGCUCAUACGUGCUCGGGCGAUCUGUACCUGUCUCAUAGUAUCACAGGUUCUUCUGUAAGGUUAACUCAUGCAAGAAAAGGCGCCAAAAAUUUAACAAAUGAUCCUCUUACGGCAGGAACUCCUUCUUAUGUAAUGCAAGAGGAAUUUACUAGAUAUACCGGUUAUUGGUGGCAGCCGAAUUCUAAUGACGGUAUCUAUAGAAUAGUAUACGAAGAAAUUGACGAGAGCGAUGUAAAAAUAUUUUGUUUCCCAUCAACAUCAAAUACCGAAGAUAUCGAUGAAUUCAGAUUUCCUAGAGCUGGUACUCCUAAUGCGAGAAGCAAUCUUAAGAUAGUACAAUUUCGAUUAACAGAAACAUUACAAAUUGUUGAUAUUGAAAUAUUAGAACUUCAAUAUCCGUUGCAUAUUAUGUUUCCAUGGAUGGAAUACAUGUUGUUGGACAGAAAGCAACAGAGGCUGGAAUUAGUUCUAUUAUCGAUAGAUAAUUUUUGUGAACCACCACCUAAUGUAUAUAACUCAGAAAAUCACUUUACACCAUCAUCGGCGAGUGUUCAAGUAAUAUAUUCCGAACAAAGUUCAAUCUGGAUCAAUGUUAAUGACCUUCUUUAUUUUUUACCAUCCGAUGAUCCAACGGAAGUAAAAUUUAUUUGGGGCAGCGAAGAAUCUGACUUUAGACAUCUGUAUCUUAUUACGUCUAGCAUAGCAGGUUUAAAUAACGAAGUGGAAGAACCAUUGGAUAAAAUGGAUAGUAUUUUUUUGCAACCUCGAGUUACUUCGAAAGUUGCUUUGACUCAAGGAGAUUGGGAAGUUCUGGGUAAAAAAUUAUGGGUAGAUGAACUCAACUCUAUUGUUUAUUUUUGCGGUUUACGUGAAGGUCCACUAGAGCAGCACGUUUAUGCUGUAUCUCUUCGUCGUCCGUUGGAAGUAAGAUUACUUACCAGGCCAGGCUACAGCCACAACAGUAUAUAUUUUAACAAGGAAUGCACGAUGCUAGUGACUGUUUAUAGUUCCAUCAAGACGUUACCAACUUGUCAAGUAUUUAAAAUAUCACAAUCAGAUUGGACGGUAGAAAGCAUUUCUUUAACGCCUGUAGGUUAUUUAUUAGAACCAUCCGCCCUCGAAUCCGAAUUAUUUGCUCCGGAAAUUUAUACACAUAAAAUAUCAUCCAAUGAUACUCUUUACUCAAUGAUCUUUAAACCACAUAACUUUCAAAAUGGUGUAAAAUAUCCCACGAUAUUGAACGUAUACGGUGGUCCUGAAGUACAAUUAGUAUCGAAUACAUUCAAAGGAAUGAGGCAUUUAAGAAUGCACAUGUUGGCUGCUCAAGGCUAUUGUGUAGUAUUAAUUGAUUCUCGUGGUUCACAUCACAGAGGUUUAAUAUUUGAAAGUCAUUUACAACAUAGAAUGGGAACUGUCGAAUUAAAUGAUCAAGUGGAAGUACUAAAAUGGUUAGCGGAAACUACUGGUUAUAUUGAUUUAAAUCGUGUGGCAAUUCACGGCUGGUCUUACGGAGGAUAUUUAAGUCUUAUGGGCCUAAUACAGUAUCCAGAAAUAUUUAAGUUAGCUAUCGCUGGUGCGCCAGUUACUUCUUGGAAUUUUUACGAUACUGGAUAUACCGAACGGUAUAUGGAUUUACCACAAGAUAAUCCUCAUGGGUAUAUGUCUGGUUCAAUUUUGACAUAUGUGGAUAAAUUUCCCGAUGAAGAAAAUAGAUUACUGAUCAUUCAUGGUCUCAUAGACGAAAAUGUACACUUUUUUCAUACAAGUCAAUUGAUCAAUGCACUUGUAAAAUCUGGGAAACCAUAUCAAUUGCAGGUUUACCCCAAUGAAAGACAUAGUCUCAGAAGUCUGGAUGCUAGUAAACAUUAUGAAACUACGUUGCUAUCAUUCUUACAGAAUCAUUUAUAAAUUGAUUACUCUUAUUCAAGUACAUAUAUAAUUACAGCGGCAAAUGCUGAUUGAAAUAUUUUAACAAUUUAAUUGACUGCCAUUACGUUUAUGUACAUAGAUUGAAUAAAUUAAAAAUUAUUUUUCGCGUCGUUAUGUUCGCGAUGGUGUUGCCUAAUGCAAAUCUAACAUUCUGUAUGAAAACUCCGAAAUCAUUACUUAAACAGUAUUAUAAUUUUACUACAAGAAGUUAAAAUAAAACAAUAAUUAAAAAUUUUAUGCAUAUAUGGAGAAUAAUAUUUCUUUUUCCGUUUAUAAAAACAAAAAAGUACGUAUAUAAAUAAUAUUUAUAUAACACAUUCGGGCAUACGGCCAUCGCGAAACUUGUACUAAACGCAAUUUGCAAUAUAAAUUUUUGCAGUUGUAAGACUUGUUACUUUUUUAAGAAAAAUGGACAAUACUCGCAGUUUCUCUGUACAUAUAUAUAUAUAUAUAU